This is a messenger RNA of Verruconis gallopava, 1252 nucleotides long. RefSeq names its product 3-hydroxyisobutyrate dehydrogenase. Lineage: Eukaryota; Fungi; Ascomycota; Dothideomycetes; Venturiales; Sympoventuriaceae. Gene Ontology annotation, biological process: L-valine catabolic process. Gene Ontology annotation, molecular function: NAD binding; NADP binding; 3-hydroxyisobutyrate dehydrogenase activity. Gene Ontology annotation, cellular component: mitochondrion. The record is from RefSeq and is a predicted model, not a curated record. The coding region runs from base 112 to 1128 and encodes 338 amino acids. The transcript is spliced from 7 exons.
CACGGCAUUAGUCUGUCAUGAGCAGGCUACAUAAAGGUCGAACUUCACACUAGCAGAAUCAGCACAUAGAAGCUCCUUUAAACCGUUCAAACCAACAAAAAGAUCUGCAAAAUGUUGUUCGACAGGGCAAGCACGAUUGGAUUCAUUGGGCUAGGGGCAAUGGGGAAUCAUAUGUUUAACAACCUUGUCAAAAGUUCUAUGCGAAAUCGUGGCCCGUUUAAGAGUUUUGCCAUUUUCGAUGUCAAUGAGAAGGUCAUGGUCGAUGUAAUUCAAAGACACAAGACUGAAAAUCCCAUGGCUCAUAUCUUGAAAUGCUCUUCCCCUGCAGAAGUUGCUACCAAUGCCUCAUAUAUCAUUAGCAUGGUCCCAACGUCAGCACACGUUCAAGAGGUAUAUACUGGGAAAAACGGGGUCUUGGACGCACUGAAAACACUUGAUGAUCAAGAGAAAAAACGAACCCUGUGCCUGGACCAGUCUACCAUCGAGCAAAGCGUUAGCAAGUCGAUAGCGUUGAAGAUGCGUGAGGUGGGAGCUGACAUGAUGGACGCUCCUGUUUCAGGGGGCGUGGUUGGAGCAAGAGACGGAACUUUGGCUAUAAUGGUAGGUGGCGACGCGAAGUCUUAUCAAAAAGCCGUUCCAGUUCUUUCGCCAAUGGCACGAAAAGUUACGCAUUGCGGUGAUUUAGGAACUGGUCUUGCUGCCAAAAUUUCCAACAAUUUACUUCUUGGCAUCACAAUGCUUGGUCUAAGUGAAGCAACGCUCCUGGGCACAUCACUUGGGGUUAAGCCACAGGUCCUUGCUGACAUUAUCAACAACUCGACAGGACGUUGUUGGUCAAGUGAGAUAAAUCACCCAGAUCCAUUGGUAAAAGUUGGCUCCACGUCACCGCCAUCCCACCGGCAUUACGAAGGAGGUUUUGUGACUAAGUUAGCCCACAAAGACCUCAACCUGGCCGUCCAGGCGGCUCAUGAUGCACACGUUCCGCUAGAGCUUGGAAAACGUUGUGAAGAGAUUUACAGACCUUUAGCGGGAAGUGAUGAAUGGGGAAAUCGUGACUUCAGCAGCGUUUUCAAGGUGCUGAGUGACCUGAAGUCACGGACUGUGAAGAGUCAUGGUUCCUUGUUAUAACUUUGUGGUCCACGGAUGAUUUCGAUGGUGUGUGAAAUUCGAGUUCCAAAAAGCCCAAUGUCAAGAAACUAGAAGGAGAUACCUCUAUAUAUCUAUUAAAACGUAUCUUUCAAUUUUCUCUCUA